Limanda limanda (common dab) is the source of this 1092-nucleotide messenger RNA. RefSeq names its product LIM and cysteine-rich domains 1 (gene lmcd1). The coding region runs from base 1 to 1092 and encodes 363 amino acids. The record is from RefSeq and is a predicted model, not a curated record. NCBI's taxonomy places the organism in Eukaryota, Metazoa, Chordata, Actinopteri, Pleuronectiformes, Pleuronectidae. Gene Ontology annotation, molecular function: zinc ion binding. The transcript has 8 exons.
AUGGAAUCUCAGGCUUCACUGGAACGUGUUAGUCUCAGAGGAGCAGGAGGAGCCGUGUGUCUCGUAUGCAAAGAGAGCUGCUCUGGAUUUCAGCCACAUUCUUGGAGGAAGGCCUGUGUGGCCUGCGGCUGCAGCACGGUGGACCACGCCCCCGGAGGUGACCUUGAGGAUGACCAGCGAAUGGGACGCCUGCUCGCAGACUCACCCUGCUCCCACUUGACAGCGAAGGUCAAGGGAGGAGGCGGCCUUCGCACGUACAAGAGGAACCGUAUGAUCGUGACGAAUCCGGUGGUGUCACGCAAAGACCCGACCUUCAGCACCACGACGUACGACUGGGCGCCGGCCGGCUUCAACCAGAAACUGGCCAUGACGUACAUGGAGCUGAUCCCGGAGAGUCUACGUCCGGUCUCGGGAACGGAUGGAGCGCUGGAGCGACGCCGGCAGCUCCUCAGCCAGCUCCCCCCCUACGACCAGGACCCCAUGAAGUGUCAGAGCCUGGCCAGUGAGGAGGAGAUUUCCUCCAUGCUGCUGUUUGUGCAGAACUACAAACAGGAAGUGCUCGGAGUCGGAGAGGUGGCCAUACCUGGCGAGGGCGGAGCUCUGAGGGAAGCAGCCAACCAGAGGACAGCGAAGGAAGCGAAGGAUCGCAGCAACAGCGAUAAGAAAGAUGGUCUGGAGCACCAGGACCACGGCUCCACCAGUAGCAGCACUUCUUCUGCUACUGGUUCCACUAACGGCACCGAUCACACCAAGACUGAUCAUAGGUGCUCUGGUUGCCACGGCGAGGUUGCCACGGAGAGUCCGGCUGUUUAUGCUGAGCGUGCGGGUUACCAUGGCGCCCUGUGGCAUCCCACCUGCUUCGUGUGUUCAGAGUGUGGCCAGGGAUUGGUGGACCUAGUCUACUUCUGGUCCAAUCAGAAGCUGCUCUGCGGACGACACUACUGUCAGUCGGUUUGGCCGCGAUGCUCCGGAUGUGAUGAGUUGAUCUUCUGCCAGUCUCUUCAUAAAGCAAAAGAUGGACGGACAUGGCAUCUUCAUCACUGCUGCUGCUGGAAGUGCGGACAGAACCUGGAAACCCCCUGUCAGCACUGA